Helianthus annuus (common sunflower) is the source of this 958-nucleotide messenger RNA. Its product is annotated as F-box protein GID2-like. The record is from RefSeq and is a predicted model, not a curated record. Gene Ontology annotation, biological process: gibberellic acid mediated signaling pathway; regulation of gibberellic acid mediated signaling pathway. The transcript is spliced from 2 exons. NCBI's taxonomy places the organism in Eukaryota, Viridiplantae, Streptophyta, Magnoliopsida, Asterales, Asteraceae. Gene Ontology annotation, molecular function: protein binding. Gene Ontology annotation, cellular component: SCF ubiquitin ligase complex. Bases 128 to 703 code for a protein of 191 amino acids.
ACCAUUUGUACACCUCUGCCUCGAAGGCUCAAACUUUCCUCUAUAUAACCUCUAGGCCAACCAACACACAAGACACAAAGGACAAAAGAAAUCCACUUCCACAAUUCUCUCAAUAAUCUAUCUACCUAUGAAGAGAUCAAUUACUCUUUCAGAAGACCAGAACUACAUGGAUUCUUGUAACAUGAAAAAGAAGAUCCGGCAAGAUCAGAUUCCGAAAACUGUGACCGUUGCAGACGAGACGAGCGUUGGUGUUCUGUUAGACGAGAAUUUGCUCUACGAAGUUCUGAAACACGUGGACGCACGGACGUUAGGUGCGGUGGGAUGCGUGAACAAACUUUUUAAUCGGACGGCUCAGGACGAGCGAUUAUGGGAACUGAUUUGCACGCAACAUUGGGCCAAGAUUGGAAGCAAUAACAACAACGACCAGUUUCGUGCAGUAGUCCUUGCGCUUGGUGGGUUUAGGCGACUUUAUUCGCAUUAUUUAUGGCCGUUAUCUAAGCCUUCUUCUUCUUCCUCCUCAGAUGGUUUAUCUUUAUGUGGGUCCUCGUCGGUAUGGCCGUGUCUACCGCCGCAGCAGCCCCGUACGGCGAAGCCUCCCGCUGCGAAAAGUCGUUGGGGUAAAGAUGAGGUUCAACUAUCUCUGUGUCUUUUGUCAAUUCGUUUUUAUGAGAAGAUGAAUUCUAGUAACAGGAAAUCAAAUUAGACGAAUUGUUAAAUUGUUUAGUUCUUUUCUGGAUUUGGUGUUUGUUUGUGAUUUUAUAUAAUAUUAAGUAGUUGAUCUACUGAUCUAAUCUGUUAUCAUAUGAUCGAUAUAAGUUAGACGUUCGGUCCGGCACUGAAAACAUUGGUUUUAACUAUGAGAAAUUGAUUGUAUUUAACCUUUGUGUUGAGUUUUUCGUGAUCAGUUUCACAAAGAAUUAACGGCAACAUUUUGAAACGCAUCAAACCGACUCCAAAU